Molecule: messenger RNA, 564 nt
Organism: Ostreobium quekettii
Lineage: Eukaryota; Viridiplantae; Chlorophyta; Ulvophyceae; Bryopsidales; Ostreobiaceae
Source: the annotation of a GenBank genome assembly
AUGCGUGCUUGGAAGAGCGUAGAUUGCUGCUGCUAUUCAGUAGAACUGACUGCAAACACACCAGUUGGGAAUCAAUCCGGUAUAAAGACUGCUGUUGUACAGCUGGUGUCUGUUCAAUGCACAGAUACUCUCGCACAACGUCAAAGUAUAUUAUUGACCCUGGUGCAGCUCACAGCAGAGACAGAACACCGAAGAGAUCUACAGAAAGCGAUGGAUAAAGAGAGAGAACAGCGCCUUGCGCCUGGGAAGGAGGAUAUGGAGACGCUGUUGCUCGCCCUCAGGGAGAUUGCAAGUGCGCCACAAUGCAGGGAGGCGGUCUCAUCAAACAUUGCCAAGCGCGUGAGCGAGGCUGCACGGCGUGUCGAGGGUGACGACACAGACGACGGGACAGGCUGCACGUCCGACGUUGAGCAGAUGAAGCAGGAAUUCCUAGAGCAACAAAGUAGGAUGACCGAAGACGGCAGGCGAUUGAGGGCGGAGCUGGAUGCCACAAAACAGAUGCUAACAAGAGCACUGAAGUGCGAAAGCAAGUCGAAGGCUGGAAAAGCAGUGUCCCUAUUGUGA